Molecule: messenger RNA, 2500 nt
Organism: Neomonachus schauinslandi (Hawaiian monk seal)
Lineage: Eukaryota; Metazoa; Chordata; Mammalia; Carnivora; Phocidae
Gene: ANXA11
Product: annexin A11
Exons: 15
Coding region: 236-1750 (504 amino acids)
Biological process (GO): phagocytosis; cytokinetic process
Cellular component (GO): cytoplasm
Molecular function (GO): calcium-dependent phospholipid binding; calcium ion binding
Source: RefSeq, a predicted model, not a curated record
CGCUGGGCCACCGCCGAGUUUUCCGCCCGGCGGGCUCCUCCUCCGGCCCGGCCCUGACGGUUGCGACGCUCGAGGAGUACCCCGAGUGCCCCGAGAGCCGGAGUGGGACAGAGCUCCAGGCCGACCGAGGCGCCGCGGCCGGGACGCCCGCGGAGACAGCCGCCGCUGCCCGCGGCCCCGUUCGCCUCUCGCGGCCCCCACCCCUGUGGUCAGUGGCCAGUGGCCCGAUUGAACCAUGAGCUACCCAGGUUAUCCCCCGCCCGCAGGCGGCUACCCCCCAGCUGCACCAGGUGGCGGUGCCUGGGGAGGUGCUGGCUACCCCCCGCCCAACAUGCCCCCCAUCGGGCUGGAUAACAUGGCCAACUACGCAGGGCAGUUCAACCAGGACUACCUCUCGGGAAUGGCGUCCAACAUGUCUGGGACAUUCGGAGGAGCCAACGUGCCAAACCUGUACCCUGGGGCCCCCGGGGGUGGUUACCCUCCCAUUCCACCUGGGGGUUUUGGGCAGCCCCCUUCUGCCCAGCAGCCUGUUCCGCCAUAUGGAAUGUAUCCGCCCCCUGGAGGAAACCCGCCCUCCGGGAUGCCUUCAUAUCCGCCCUACCCAGGGGCCCCUGUGCCAGGCCAGCCCAUGCCACCCCCUGGCCAGCAGCCCCCGGGGCCCUAUCCCGGACAGCCGCCAAUGACCUACCCUGGGCAGACGCCCAUGCCACCUCCUGGGCAGCAGCAGCCAGUGCCAAGCUACCCAGGAUACCUGGGGUCUGGGACCGUCACCCCUGCUGUGCCUCCAGCCCAGUUUGGAAACCGAGGCACCAUCACAGAUGCUCCUGGUUUUGACCCCUUGCGAGAUGCCGAGGUCCUGCGGAAAGCUAUGAAAGGCUUUGGGACCGACGAGCAGGCCAUCAUCAACUGCCUGGGGAGUCGCUCCAACAAGCAGCGGCAGCAGAUCCUCCUGUCCUUCAAGACUGCUUAUGGGAAGGAUUUGAUCAAAGAUCUGAAAUCUGAACUGUCAGGAAACUUUGAGAAGACAAUCUUGGCUCUCAUGAAGACCCCGGUCCUCUUCGAUGUUUAUGAAAUAAAGGAAGCCAUCAAGGGAGCUGGCACUGACGAAGCCUGCCUGAUCGAGAUCUUCGCCUCCCGCAGCAACGAGCACAUCCGGGAAUUAAGCAGAGCCUACAAAACAGAAUUCAAAAAGACCCUGGAGGAGGCCAUCCGAAGCGACACGUCGGGGCACUUCCAGCGGCUCCUCAUCUCUCUGUCUCAGGGAAACCGGGAUGAAAGCACCAAUGUGGACAUGACACUGGUCCAGAGAGACGCCCAGGAGCUGUAUGCAGCCGGGGAGAACCGCCUGGGAACAGACGAGUCCAAGUUCAACGCAAUUCUGUGCUCCCGGAGCCGGGCCCACCUGGUGGCAGUUUUCAACGAGUAUCAGCGGAUGACAGGCCGAGACGUCGAGAAGAGCAUCUGCCGGGAGAUGUCCGGGGACCUGGAGCGGGGCAUGCUGGCCGUGGUGAAAUGUCUCAAGAAUACUCCAGCCUUCUUUGCUGAAAGGCUCAACAAGGCCAUGAGGGGAGUGGGAACGAAGGACCGGACUCUGAUUCGCAUCAUGGUGUCUCGCAGUGAGAUCGACCUCCUGGACAUCAGAAUGGAGUAUAAGCGGCUGUACGGCAAGUCGCUGUACCAUGACAUCUCGGGAGACACUUCGGGGGAUUAUCAGAAGAUUCUGCUGAAGAUCUGUGGUGGCAACGACUGAGCUGUGACUGGUGGCUCACACUUCUGUCCACCUGCCAGCAACAGCGAUGCCAGGAAAAGGUCAAAAGAAUGUCCAUCUGUUUCUAACAAAUCCACAGAAGAGCCCCCCAGGUGUCCCAGUGCAGCGCGUCCGUCAGUAGAGCCUUGGCCCAUCCUCCACCUCCGCCCUCCUCUCCUGCUCCGCACAUAGUGCUCGUGCUGUAGGACCUGGGUCCCUCUCUCAGGGUGCCUAGCCCCCCGCCAGCCCUCACGGCCGCUUGCUGCUAAAGUAGAUGUUUUAUUCCUUGACUCAUGCAGUCAGUCCCUUUGGCUUGUGGCUGAGACUCUUGGCUUCCUAUUAGUCAUGUAAUUUUAUAUCUUUAUUUGGAGACACCUUUUUUUGAUAGUCCUUGCCAGACAGAUGCAUACAAGUCUUUGCUGCAUACACAUUUUGGGUGAGAGGUUGGCGGGGGAGCGCCGUGUUCUCAGUAAGGAGUAAAAGGGAAGAUCUUUAACAGUAAUCUUAGCGUCUGGUGAGAAUGUGUCCUCAGCUUUGUUAUUGCCAAACUCACUUCACUCCUUAGAGUUUUCUUAGGAAAGAAAAAAGAAGAAGGAAAAGGCCAGAAAGUCAUCUGUUCCUUCUUCCAUGCAAAAGCAUGAGAACAAAGUCAGCUCCCUGCCAGUGACAGGGUUUCUUGUAAUUUGGAAUGUGCCUUAAACCUGAAUGUCAAUAGCCAAAAACUUUCUAAAUUAAAGUCAGCCAGCUCUGGAA